GCCCUUUGCGUAGCUAACUUUUCGAUAUGCCGUAGCAUCUUCACGCUUCCGCAACCCCUGCGUUCAAUCUAUGGCUGCCGAUACCUCUACGGUGGUUCCCUCCACACUGCGCACCUUCUGCCCCGAUGGAACGACCGGUGUCUACGCAUAUUACGAUGGGCGCACAUGCCCGUGGCACGCGUCAAAUUACUACGACGAGACGCUCGCCUUGGGCGUGGCAACAUACAGUAUCAUCAGUGGAAAUAGCGCUGUCCUAUUCGAUGCUGGUCUAACGCCUGCGCACGCAGCACACAUGCUUGCGCAUGUGCGAAGUUUGGGUGCCACAGAUAUAAGUACAGUGUACAGUCAUUUCCACAGCGACCAUAUAGCUGGGGCCUCAGCUUUACGGGAAACGAAGAUUAUAGCACACAAGGGCACGUACGAGAGGCUAGUAAAGGAUGAGCAAAAGCUGAGAUACCCUGGUGAAGACGAAGGGCCAAGCAUUGAGGUUGUCCUUCCCAUGGAGACAUACGAGAAGAGCCUCUCAUUUCAAGUCGGCGACAUCAAAAUCGAGCUACACAACUUCCACAUCCAUACCACGGAUUCAACGCUUCUAUUUCUCCCAGAGUCGGGCCUGGUGAUCGCCGGAGAUAUGCUCGAGGACACCGUAACCUACAUUUCAGAGCCAAAGUCUCUUCAUCAACAUCUACGAGAGCUUGAGCGCAUGGCGCAGUGGCCCAUCAAAAAAAUCUUACCGGCGCAUGGAAGUCCGGACCGGAUCAAGGCUGGAGGGUUCGAUAAAUCCCUCAUAUAUGCCACGAUCAGGUAUCUCAAGGCUAUGAACGAACCUAUUGAGGAGCCUGACGCAUGGACAAAGAAACUGGAUAAAGUAGUAAAAGAUGAUUUGGUCGCGGGGAGGUUGGUAUACUGUGAGGCGUAUGAGGGAGUGCACCUGGAGAAUGUUGAAUCCAUGAAGGAGAACCGAGCAGAAAGUGUCGGUAAUCUGACUUUGAAGAGUUGAUAUCAUUCCCCUCGAAGAAUCGUUACUGUCAUAUCAGGUUAUCGCGAUUGCACAUUCCUCUAGGUUGUACUUCAAGUCCUAAAGUCCAGAUGGUAUCUUUGUUGAAUACCUGGUGUUCUCUGACACCUCAGAGAGGUCUAUAUCAC
Molecule: messenger RNA, 1146 nt
Organism: Paraphaeosphaeria sporulosa
Lineage: Eukaryota; Fungi; Ascomycota; Dothideomycetes; Pleosporales; Didymosphaeriaceae
Product: Zn-dependent hydrolase
Exons: 1
Coding region: 71-1000 (309 amino acids)
Source: RefSeq, a predicted model, not a curated record